Saprolegnia diclina VS20 is the source of this 1596-nucleotide messenger RNA. RefSeq lists its product as hypothetical. The record is from RefSeq and is a predicted model, not a curated record. NCBI's taxonomy places the organism in Eukaryota, Oomycota, Saprolegniomycetes, Saprolegniales, Saprolegniaceae. The transcript is spliced from 2 exons. The coding region runs from base 1 to 1524 and encodes 507 amino acids.
AUGUUUGCUCCGACGCACACGAACCUCUCGCCGUCGCUCCUCGGCGUCGUCGAAGCCCUCCUCAUGGACGCGCCCUCGGAGCAUGCGAUCCACUACACGCGCGGGCUCGAGCAGAUCCGCGCCUACAUGCGCAGCCGCCACGCCGGGCCCGACGGCGCACCGCUCGCGUUCCGCGACAUGGUGCUCAAGUGGAGCGCCGAGUGGGCCGAGCACGUCGACAAGGCGAUUGCGUCGCCGAUCGCGAUGGCCACCGAGCGCCCCAUGCUGCCCUUCCUGGAGGGCCUCGUCGGCAUUGACAUCCGCGUCGCAGCGCGCGGCCGGCCCGACGACGCCAUCUACAACGGCGACGAGUACGCGCGCAAGUACUACCCGCGGGGCAACUACGUGGCCAAGUGGGCGCUGGACGCCGCGACGACCGCGUACUUUCCGCUCGUCCGUGCGUACCCCAAGUUUACGGGCCACGAAGACGACGGCGAGCUCAGCGCUGGCGACGACGCGCAAACCGCGUCGAUUGCCUCGGAAGCGCUCUCGAAAUACUUUACAAAGCCUGCGACCGAGACCAAAUCGGUCAUCUCGACCGUGAAGGAGAACGGCGAGGCCGCCCACCUCGCAGUUCUUAAGAAGGCCGACGGGUCCUUUGUCUACCUUGUCGGCUCCAAGAACGUGCACAUGGCGAUCACUACCGCGUCCGACAUUGAAAAGGCGAUUGCGAUCGGCACGACGAACGGUCAAAACCCAUUUGCGGGCGCGCGCCCCGUCGCGUACGGUAUGUUGCGCAUGCUCGAGGGUCUCGCGCCGGCGAAGCGGACGAUGUUUUGCGAGUUUUUGUGGCAGACGCGCCUCACGGCGUCGUUUGAGCUCCUCUGCCCCAACCACCAGCACGUCGAGCUUUUGAAUGUGCCCGAGGAUACGCCCGUCCUCUUUGGCUUUUCGUUCCCGACGCUUGGAUCGCUCGACGGCGUUGAGAUUUGCAUGAACCCGCUGCUCGGGUAUGCACUCGGGCGCUACUGCGGCGUCCGCACCGUCCAGUACGACGUCGUGCCGUACACGGGCGCCGAGUUCAAGGCCGUGCUGAGCGCCAUCAAGACCGGCUACCAGACCGAGGGCAAGGUCAAUUUGUAUGUGGAUGGCACCGGCGCCGUCAUUGGCCUCCAAAAGUACAAGACCGCGUGGUACGUGAGUCUCCGUGCGAUCCGCGAGAAGGCCAAGGCGUUCCUGGUCGCGGUGCUGGGAAAGAAGAAGAAGAUGGCGCCGGACGACGCGCUCUCGCUGACGCACAAGCAGCUCGAGAAGCGGUUCGUCGCGAUCACGAACUGGCUCCAGCUCGCACCGACCGACGCGCACGCCUACUGCGACCUCGGCAAGGCGUUUGUGAGCUACGUGGCAUCCGUGCGCCUUGCGAGCUGCGCCGGCAACGCCAGCGCGCAAAAGACGGUCCAGCACGACGUCACCGACCUGUUCCCCGUCGUUUGGAGAGAGUUUCUCGAAGCGACCGAUCGCACCGACCGCAUUCACUGCGCAUAAUCUCAUGUACAGAAUAGUCUCUAGUUUUAUAUAACCCAAAGAUGAUACUACUGUGUAAACUAGUCCACCGCC